Nerophis lumbriciformis (worm pipefish) is the source of this 2037-nucleotide messenger RNA. Lineage: Eukaryota; Metazoa; Chordata; Actinopteri; Syngnathiformes; Syngnathidae. The record is from RefSeq and is a predicted model, not a curated record.
AUGAUUAUUUCUCUCGUCCGUCGGUGGUAUGGAAAUCCACUGUCUCGAUAUGUUUUACUGUUCAAAAUGUACAGAAGGAAAAUACCAAACUGCAGUGUUAGUUAUUCGAUGUUAAGACGUUGCUGGAUGGAGAGACUGACUGAUCUGCCUAAUUUCAAGUAUCAGAUUUCAAACCUUUGUACGCAAAGUAACAAGGAAGUCAUUGACCUAUCCAAAUUUUCUGUGGAUAGAAUCAGGAAUUUUUGCAUCAUUGCACACAUUGACCAUGGAAAAAGCACACUGGCUGACAGACUAUUGGAAAUGACAGGUGCCAUAGCAAAGACGGAAAAGAACAAACAGGUGUUGGACAAGCUCCAGGUGGAGCGAGAGCGCGGUAUCACCGUGAAGGCCCAGACAGCCUCUUUGUUUUACACACACCAGGGCCAAUCGUACCUCUUGAACCUCAUUGACACACCAGGUCAUGUUGACUUCAGCUAUGAAGUGUCUCGGUCCAUAUCUGCAUGUCAGGGUGUCUUGCUGAUUGUUGACGCUAAUCAGGGGAUUCAAGCGCAGACUGUGGCCAACUUCUACCUAGCUUUUGAAGCUCAGUUGACCAUCAUCCCUGUCAUUAACAAGAUUGAUUUGAAAAAUGCUGAUCCAGAGAGAGUGGAGUCACAGAUUGAAAAAGUGUUUGAUAUUCCUCGUGAAGAUUGCAUUCAGAUUUCAGCAAAACUUGGUACAAAUGUUGAAAAGGUUCUCCAAGCAGUUGUCGAAAGAAUUCCACCGCCUGUGGCAAUUGUUCAUGACCCGUUCAAAGCACUAGUCUUUGACUCCAAUUUUGACCACUACAGAGGAGUCGUGGCUAACAUUGCUGUGUUUGCGGGUCGUGUCAAGAAAGGAGAUAAGAUUAUGUCGGCACAUCUCGGCAAAGCGUACGAAGUCAAUGAACUCGGACUUCUUCGCCCUGAAGAACACCCCACACAGAAACUAUUUGCUGGGCAGGUGGGCUACCUCAUAGCCGGGAUGAAGGAUGUAAAGGAGGCGCAGAUUGGGGACACCCUCUACCACCAAGACCAGCCGGUGGAAGCUCUGCCUGGCUUUAAGCCAGCCAGGGCAAUGGUGUUUGCUGGUAUGUAUCCAGUUGACCAGUCAGAAUACCCAGGGCUCCGUAGCGCCAUCGAGAGACUGACAUUAAACGACUCGAGUGUAACAAUGCAGAAAGACAGCAGUUUGGCCCUUGGAGCUGGUUGGAGGUUGGGUUUCCUGGGACUCCUUCAUAUGGAGGUGUUUAAUCAGAGGCUGGAGCAGGAAUACAAUGCCUCUGUUAUCGUAACAGCACCAACAGUGCCUUAUAAAGCUGUGCUCUCAUCAGCUAAACUAAUCAAAGAACAUGGCAGUGAAGAGAUCGAAGUUGUAAACCCAGCUCAGUUUCCAGACCGAUCAGUGGUGUCGGAGUAUUUGGAACCAAUGGUGAUUGGGACCAUUCUAGCACCUGACACAUAUACUGGCAAGAUUAUGUCUCUCUGUUUGAAUCGGAGGGGCAUUCAGGAUAAUAUGGUGUAUGUAGACGAGCAUCGUGUCAUGAUGAAGUAUCUCUUCCCAUUAAAUGAAAUUGUUGUGGAUUUCUAUGACCUUCUCAAGUCUCUGUCUUCAGGAUAUGCCAGCUUUGAUUAUGAAAAUGCAGGCUACCAGCCGGCUGACCUUAUAAAGAUGGAUAUUCUUUUGAAUGGACGCCCGGUGGAAGAACUCACCUUAAUUGUGCACAGAGCACGUGCAUACAGCACAGGAAAAGCCAUAUGCGAGCGGCUGAAGGAUUCCAUACCACGGCAAAUGUUUGAAAUUGCUGUACAAGCAGCUAUCGGAAGUAAAAUCAUUGCUCGAGAAACAAUAAAGGCGUACAGAAAAAAUGUCCUCGCAAAAUGCUAUGGAGGUGACAUAACACGCAAGAUGAAGCUCCUGAAAAAACAGGCAGAAGGCAAAAAGAAGAUGAGGCGUAUUGGCAAUGUGGAUGUGCCCAAAGAUGUUUUUAUUAAUGUUCUGAAGAGGAAAGACAAAUAG